UCUCUCUCUCUCUAUCUCGUGCGCGAGGCGAUGCCCGGAGCGGCGGCGGCGGCGGCGGCGGCGGCGGAUGCGGCGGCGAUGGAGCCGGUGGAGCCGCAGUCUCUGAAGAAGCUGAGCCUCAAAUCCCUCAAGCGAGCCCUCGACCUCUUCUCCCCCUCUCGCGCCGCCGCCCACCACACUCCCCCCGACCCGGAAAGCAAGCGGAUUCGGAUCAGCUACAAGCUGCAUGCUGAAUAUGGGGCUGUGAAGAAUAUGCCAAGCGAACAAAUGCAUGAGAAGGGAAAAUCUGGUGCAGAGGGUAAAACGGAUCAGGCCACAAACUCUAACAUAUUAGCUCUCCCAGGAACUGCGGACAGCAGAGUUUUACAGAAAGAUGGGACUCAAGGUGCUAUUGUUCCUGCUACACCUAUGCUUCCAAAGGGACCUGAGCCAACAUUUCCCAGCCGGAAUCCAAGCACUGUUGUAUCAAUUCCUGGGUCCUCUGAGAGGUUCUCGACGUCUGCAUUGAUGGAGAGGAUUCCAAGUAGAUGGCCUCGACCUAUAUGGCACCCACCUUGGAAAAACUAUCGCGUCAUCAGUGGUCACUUGGGAUGGGUGAGGUCUAUUGCGUUUGAUCCUGGCAACCAAUGGUUUUGUACUGGUUCAGCUGACCGUACAAUAAAGAUAUGGGAUGUCGCAACUGGAAAGUUGAAGCUUACACUUACAGGACAUAUUGAGCAAAUACGAGGACUCGCUGUUAGUCAACGGCACACUUAUUUGUUUUCUGCUGGUGAUGACAAACAAGUUAAAUGUUGGGACCUUGAACAGAAUAAGGUUAUCAGGUCUUACCACGGGCAUCUCAGUGGUGUGUAUUGCUUAGCCAUUCAUCCAACAAUUGAUAUUUUGCUAACAGGCGGUCGAGAUUCCGUAUGCCGUGUGUGGGACAUUCGGACGAAAGCAAUGAUUAGUGCUUUAACUGGGCAUGAUAACACUGUUUGUUCGGUUUUCGCUCGUCCUACGGACCCACAAGUCGUAACUGGCUCUCACGACACAACUAUUAAGUUCUGGGAUCUUGUAGCUGGGAAAACAAUGACAACUCUCACACACCAUAAAAAAUCUGUCAGGGCCAUGGCAUUGCAUCCAAGAGAGCAAUCUUUUACUUCAGCAUCAGCAGAUAACAUAAAAAAGUUUAGCCUUCCGAAAGGCGAAUUUCUGCACAAUAUGCUGUCUCAGCAGAAAACUAUAAUAAAUUCAAUGGCUGUUAACGAGGAGGGCGUCUUGGCUACUGGAGGUGACAAUGGGAGCCUCUGGUUCUGGGAUUGGAAGAGCGGCCAUAAUUUCCAGCAAGCUCAGACAAUUGUCCAACCAGGAUCACUGGAUAGCGAAGCAUGUAUUUAUGCUCUUUCAUACGAUGUUAGUGGCACGAGGCUCGUCACGUGUGAAGCGGAUAAAACUAUUAAGAUGUGGAAGGAAGACCCGAAUGCGACGCCAGAAACCCACCCACUCAACUUCAAGCCACCGAAGGAAUUCCGCAGAUACUGACGAUAGCUAGGUUAGUACUUCCUGAUGGUUCUUUUGGUCGAUUUUGAAAGCUGUGUAUGAAAUGUUCUGUUGGGGUUACCUGGGAGAUUGUUCUAUGUUAUGUGAAGAUAAAUGCAAAAUUCGUAGAAAUUUUAGGCUUGUCCUAGCUGUAUGAGUUGAUUAAGAUUAAAAAAAACAAGAAUGUAGUCAUGUACACAUUUUUUCCAAUAUGACUUUUCUUUAACUGUUAUUAUGCUUA
This is a messenger RNA of Ananas comosus (pineapple), 1759 nucleotides long. Its product is annotated as protein pleiotropic regulatory locus 1. Bases 31 to 1521 code for a protein of 496 amino acids. The transcript has 17 exons. NCBI's taxonomy places the organism in Eukaryota, Viridiplantae, Streptophyta, Magnoliopsida, Poales, Bromeliaceae. The record is from RefSeq and is a predicted model, not a curated record. Gene Ontology annotation, biological process: mRNA splicing, via spliceosome. Gene Ontology annotation, cellular component: Prp19 complex; catalytic step 2 spliceosome; precatalytic spliceosome. Gene Ontology annotation, molecular function: protein binding.